This is a messenger RNA of Vigna unguiculata (cowpea), 1602 nucleotides long. RefSeq lists its product as uncharacterized. NCBI's taxonomy places the organism in Eukaryota, Viridiplantae, Streptophyta, Magnoliopsida, Fabales, Fabaceae. The record is from RefSeq and is a predicted model, not a curated record.
AUGCCGAAUCUAAACAUUCCUGAAUCUUUUAAUAAAACAAAGGCCGUGAUUAAAGAUUUAGGCCUUGAUUAUAAAAAGAUUCAUGCAUGUCCAAAUGACUGCAUGCUAUAUUGGAAGGAGCACGAGAAUGACACUUUUUGUGAGAAGUGUAAAGUUUCAAGAUGGAAGGAAUUUGGUGAAGCACAUGGUGAGUUAGAGCAACAAAAGAAUGAGCAGAAAGUGCCUGCAAAAAUUCUAAGACACUUUCCAUUGAUCCCCAGACUUCAAAGGCUAUUUAUGUGCUCAAACACUGCAGAUUUAAUGAGGUGGCAUGAAGAAGAGCGCUCAAAAGAUGGAAAAAUGAGACACCCUGCUGAUGGUGAAGCUUGGAAAGACUUUGAUAAAUGCCAUGCUAAUUUUUCUAUUGAGCCUCGCAAUGUAAGACUUGGUCUAGCAAGUGAUGGCUUCAAUCCAUUUAAGACUAUGAGUAUAUCACAUAGUACAUGGCCAGUCAUGAUGGUGGUGUAUAACUUUCCGCCAUGGCUAUGCAUGAAACCCGAAUACACAAUGUUGUCACUACUAAUUCCUGGACCACAAUCACCUGGAAAUGAUAUUGAUGUCUAUUUGCAACCACUAAUUGAGGAACUAAAGCAAUUAUGGGAAAUAGGUGUAGAAACAUAUGAUGCCUCAAGAGAUCAAAAAUUUCAAAUGCAUGCAGCUCUUUUGUGGACGAUUAGUGAUUAUCCUGGGUAUGCUAUGUUGUCAGGUUGGAGCACUAAAGGAAGGUUGGCAUGUUCAUGUUGCAAUUAUGACACUCAUUCGUCAUACUUGAGACACAGCCAUAAGAUGUGUUAUAUGAACCAUCGUGUGUUUUUACCAACAAGUCAUCCAUGGAGGUUGAAUAAGAAGUCAUUCAAUGGAAAGAAAGAACUUGGGUCUGCACCAACUGUGUUAGAAGGUACUGAUAUUGUAGAAAUCUUGAAGGAUUUUAACAAUGAUUUUGGAAAGUAUAGAAAAAAUAAGAAAGAUGGUCUAUGGAAGAAAAGAUCAAUAUUUUUUGAGUUGCCCUAUUGGUCACAAAAUACAUUACGUCAUAAUCUUGAUGUAAUGCAUAUUGAGAAAAACAUAUGUGAUAAUAUUAUUGGGACUCUUUUGGACAUUCAAGGCAAGACAAAAGAUCAUGUCAAUGCACGCUAUGAUUUACAAGACAUGGGAAUUAGAAAGAAUCUUCAUCCUUGGGAGCUUGAUGGAGGUCGUGUACAGUUUGCAAAAUCUUGUUUUUCAAUGAAUGCACAUGAAAAGUCAAUUUUUUGUGCUAUUUUAAAGUCCGCCAAAUUACCAGAUGGGAUUGCAUCAAAUAUUUCAAAGUGUGUGAAUGCUAGUGAAAAGAAAAUAAGUGGUUAUAAGAGUCAUGAUGCACAUUUCAUGCUACACUACUUGUUACAAGUUCCAAUAAGAUGCACAAUGCUUGAUGUAGUGGCUGGCCCUUUAAUUCGUUUGGGGUCUUUUUUUCACUCUUUGUGUCAAAAAGUGAUCCAAGUGCAGGAUUUGGAUUACUUAGAAGCCAAUAUUGUAGAAAUACUUUGUCAAAUGGAGACGAUAUUUCCUCUUAGUUUUUUUUGA